Messenger RNA from Branchiostoma floridae (Florida lancelet), 9680 nucleotides. RefSeq lists its product as uncharacterized. The record is from RefSeq and is a predicted model, not a curated record. Gene Ontology annotation, molecular function: metal ion binding. The transcript is spliced from 15 exons. The coding region runs from base 35 to 8581 and encodes 2848 amino acids. Lineage: Eukaryota; Metazoa; Chordata; Leptocardii; Amphioxiformes; Branchiostomatidae.
CAGAAGGUCUGGGCAGCAGUGUGUUCCUGCGUCCAUGAUUGGCUUUGGUCAGCAAGUGUCCAGUGGGAAUCCACAAACUUUUGGAAGGCCCCCCAACCAGACAUCCCAGCCGCCUACUCAUUGUACAAGGCCCCCUAACCCUGUGGAGUAUCUGCCUCACAUUGCUUCUGCUCAGCACAGAUUCCUGCCACCGCCGGGCACAGGGCCCCUUAUGUACCCAGGAAAUAUACAUGCUCAGAGUGGACCAAGGCCCCCAAUCCAGCCAGCCUUUUUGCCGCACCCCUAUCCGAUACCUGCCUACCCUGUCCAAGUUCUACCGCCAAACAUUCGUCCUAACGUCCAAGUAUCCGGUGCAAACCAGCAAUACCCUGCACAAGUUCCUGGCCCUCCAGUUAGCUUGAACUGUAGCAUUGCGGACUCCCAUUCCGCCAUGGAGCCGAGAUUCCCCACGAAAGGUGUGCGUACGCGCCCCCUCCGACAUCGUCCAAUGACCUAUCAGCCCUUCGUUCUGCCCAUGCACUCAGCACAGCACCCCCCUCCAAGCAGGUACCCCCCUCCCAUGCAGCAGUUCCCCCCCACCAGUGCACCACCCCCUGCUUCCUACCACCCCCAGAGUUACCCGAACACUCCCCCCUACACUGAGCCUGACUGUGCCAAAGAACAGAGCGGAUCCAACUGGGGGGCAGGCUGGGAAGACUGGGAAGUAACCGAGUUGAAGAAAAGUCUGUACAGAGAGUUUGCGACCCUGCUGUCCAGCCAUGGCCCCCUAGGUGAGAGGGAUCAGCCUGUGUUAGGACUCUUCAUGGGGAUGCCUACAGAAGCAAGGCAACUCAUCAAGGAGUGCGGUGGCGUGAAGGCCUUCCUGCUCCAGAGCCCAAAGUUCAGUGAGGAGGGGGGGAAGAUUUGUCUGUCUGAUGAACCACGGACACACGUGGCUGUGUCUUCUGCCGACAGUGGGCAGGGGAGCUGGGAGAGUAACGCAAUCUCCUCCAGGCCUACGUGUACCAGUGGCAUCAACCCCAAUGCCAUGGAGUUUGUCCCCAGUGAGUGUUCCUUCAGCGAGGCUAGCUCUGACGACGUGUUUGUGGAAGGUGAAACAUAUGAAUCAGAACAACCAGAUUCGGAAUCUGCAUUCAAGGAGAUUGCGACAGCUUACGGUAUCCGAGUCACUCGCCCUGAAGCCUACAGCCUCGAAGACUGCAGCCUUGAGGGUGUAUCUGGCGGCUCCCUCCCCGAGGCAUUGCCAAAAACUGGACCUUGUGUGUUAGCUGGAGCUGGCGAUGCAGUACAAAGUGAAGAGAUAGAGGGAGCAGAACACACUUUUGAAUCAUCAUGGGCUGUUGUUUGGGAUGAACAGAAGAUGUCUGAAUUUAGCCAUUCUACAAGCAAUGCUGGAAGCUCACAUUGGUCUACUGCCUCAGAACAGCUGGACAGCAAUUUAACCAUGCCUACAGACUAUGAGGACAAGGAGGACUUUAAAGGUACCGCUGCUGGGGAGCUUGUUGGGGUUGAAAACUCUGAACUUGUUGAAGAAAUAACUGUUACGGCAAAUGACGAUGCCAAGUCACAAAACGCAGACUUUGCCGUACAGUUAGAUAACAAAGGGAAACAGGACUCUGUGAAAGGGAGUGACGUAGUAGUAGAAAGUGAUCUGGGAGAGUCUUGUAUUGUGGAGGAUGAGGUUGGUGAAAGCAGAAAUAGUGAUGAAAAUCAUGAAGCAAUUGCCUAUGAUGACACCAUUUCAAAGAUGUGCAAGGACGCUGACGAAAUGUUGCAGGUGUUUGAUAGAUCUAGUAGUUUAGGUUAUGACUCAUACACGUAUACAAUAGCAAAAGAUGAGAACAUAUCAGAUCAGGUCACUUCUAAUGGUGCCAUCUCUUUCCCCAAAGCAGAGGGGAAUGCUAACAUACCUGAAACUUUAACCCAAACAGAGGAUGGAGUCAAUGACGCAGAGACAACCAUCUCUGAGAACACCUUAUGUUCCUGUGAGAAUGCGGUUGGCUUCCCCACCUUUCACGAAGAAACGGCCACCGUCGAGCAAUCGUUGGACACAUUCUUUCAUGAUAUGCAGCUCAACAAAGAUGGCAGCAAUGACGUACAAGAACACGAUGAAACUUGCUGUCAAGCAAACUUCAACGAGAACAAUAACAAUGUAGACAAGCAAUUUUCUACCGAGCAAAUUGCAGAAUGUGACACCAACGAAAAUGUAGAGAUGGGGCAUGUUGAGAAGUCAUUGAUCAAAGAAAGGCUGUGCCAAGCGGAGAUGACCAACUACAACCUUCAUCAAGAACUGAACCAGACAAAAGAAGAACUGAGCUCCAACUUCUCGAAGAUGAGAGACUCAGAGAAAGCAUUGGGAUACAUGGAAGAGGAAUGCAAGAAUCUUGAGAAACUGAUUCAAGAGAAAGAAGAGAGGUAUCAGGAGCUUCAGCAGUACACCAUCAAAAUGGAGGAUAGAGUUAAGAAAGUAGAGCAGGACCUUAGUGAGAUCAUGGAAGUCAGCCUUACCAGGGCACAAGAAGUGGAGAAGACUGUGCAAGCUGCUUUGGGAGAUAAAAAACAGAUCCGUCAUCUUGAGGAGAAGCUAACUGAUCUUCAAGAGGAGUUAGAGACUGCUAAGAAGGCACUGAAAACUAAGGAAUCUACCACAGAAGCUUCUCCCUUGCAGCUUGUAGCUGUUGAGAAAGCGCUGACAGAAAAACUGCAGCAAACUGAAAAAUGGCUGUGGAACUACGGCAAGGAGAUCCCAGAAGAGUUGAAAGACGAUAAAGAGCAGGUAAAAGACAUUCAGAUGACUGUUCAAGCUGCCAUCGUGGAUCAAAACCAGAUCCACCAUCUUCAGGAGAAAGUAAUGUCUGGGCUACGAGAGGAGUUAGAAACUGCCAAGAAGGAACUGAAAGCAAAGGUGUAUGCUGCAGAAACGGCGCACUUGCAGCUUGCAGCUGUUGAGAAAGAGCUGACAGAGAAACUGCAGCAAAGUGAAGCACAGCUGCAGAGUUCCCUUCAGCAUAACUGCAGUCAGGAUGCUCCAGAAGAGUUGAAAAAGGUCCAGGAGCGGGCGACUCAAGCUAAACUCCAGCUCGCAGCUGUUGAGAAAGAGCUGACAGAAAAGCUACAGCUUACUGAAGCACAUCUGCAGCAACACUGCAGCCAGCCUGUCUCAAAAGAUGAAAAGCAGAUACACCCACUUCAGGAGAUACUAUUUACUGUCCUUGAAGAGAAGUUAGAAACUGCCAAGGAAGAAGAAAUGUACCAAUUGCAGCAUGCAGCCGUUGUGAAAGAGUUGAUAGAAAAAUUGCAGCUGACUCAAGCAGAGCUGCAGAAGUCCCUGCAGCAAUUCUGCAGCCAGGAUGGUGCAAACGGAAAACAGAUCCAUCAACUGCAAGAGGAAGUAGCUGCUCUUCAAACGGAGUUAGAAACUGCAAAGAAAGAAGAACUAUCUAGCUUGCAGCAUGCAGCAGUUGAGAAAAAUCUGAUAGAGAAACUACAGAUUGCUCAAGAAAAGCUACAGAAGUCUUUGCAGCAAAACUGUAGCCAGUUUGUCCUGGAAGAUCAACAACAGAUUCGCCAACUUCAAGAGGUAUUAACCACUGUCCUUGAAGAGGAAUUAGAAUCGGCCAAGGAUAAAGAAAUGAGUCUUAAGAAUCUCAAAUCUCGUGAAAAAGUGAUCAUAGAGAAAUUGGAGCUUGCUCAAGCACAGCUGCAGAAGUCCCUGGAGAAGGAUGUUGCAGAUGAAAAACAGAUUCGUCAACUGCAAGAGAGAGUAACUUGCCAUCAAAAGAUGUUAGAAAUUUCAAAGAUACACCAAAUAGAGCAGUCGCAAGCCAUAGCUCGUAGGGAAAACUUGAUAGAGAAAAUAAAGCUUGGUCAAGCACAACUCCAGAAGUCUUUGCAGCACAACUGUAGCCAGGACAUGUCAGAUGAAAAGCAGACACUGCAGGAAAAGGUAACUGCUCUUCAAGAGGAGUUAGAGACUGCAAAGAGGGAGCUGAAAACCAAGGAAGCUGCUGCAGAAAAGGCACAAUUGCAGCAUGCAGCUGUUGAGAAAGAGCUGACUGACAGACUGCAGAGUACCGAAGCAAAGCUGCAGUAUUCUAUGCAGCAGUACUGCAGCAAGGAUGUCCCAGAAGAUGAACAAGAGAUGCAUCAGCUACAGGAGAAAGUUACCGCACUUCAAGAGCAGUUAGAAACUGCCAAGAAGGAAACAAAGGGGUCUGCUACAAAAGUGUCUCCCUUGCAGCUGGAAGCUGUUGAGAAAGAGCUGACGGAAAAGCUGCAGCAUGUCGGAGCACAGCUGGAGAAGUCCCUGCAGAUGUUAAAAACUGUCAAGAAGGAGCUGAAAACAAAGGAAUCUGCUGCAGAGAAGGCACACUUGCAGCAUGCAGCUGUUGAGAAAGAGCUGACAGAGAGACUGCAGCACGCAGAAGCACAGCUGCAAGAGUCCCUGCAGAACAACUGCAGUCAGGACGAGUUGAAAAAGGCUGAGGAGCGAGCAACUCAAGCAGAACUUAAGCUUGGGAAAAUGCUGGGCGAGAAACUGACGUUAGCUGGAUCACAUCUGCAGCAGAAUCUCAGCCAGUGUGGCCCAGAAGAGCUGAAAGAGUUUAUGGAGUUGGCUCAAGUACUUCAACAGCGGCAAAAAGAAAAUGAGAUGACUCUAAUAGCUGGCCUUGAGAAGGAAAUAGAACUUCAGAAGAAAUUGAUAACUAAUCUUCAACAGGGGUUAGAAACUGCCCAGGAGGAAGGGAAAACAAAGGAAGCUGCUGCAAAAAUGACUCGCUUGCAGCUGGAAGCUGUGGAGAAAGCGCUGACAGAGAAACUGCAGAACACUGAAGCACAGCUGCAGGACUGCCUGCAGCUGAACUGCAGCCGGGAUGAGUUGAAAAAAAGCCAGGAAGAGUUGAAAAAAACUGAGAAGAAAGUAGCUUCUCUUGAAGAGAAGCUAGAUACUAUCAAGAAGUUACAGAAAACACAGAAAUCUGAUGCAGAAAAGGCACGCUUGCAGCAUGCAGCUGUUAAGAAAGAGCUGAAAGAGAAACUGCAGCAAAUUCAAGCUCAGCAGCAAAAGGAUGCCUCAAAGGAAAAACAGAAGCUGCAGGAGAAAAUAACUGCGCUUCAAGAGGAGUUAGAGACUGCCAAGAAGGAGCUGAAAACAAAGGAGUCUGCUGUAGAAAAGGCUGACUUGCAGCUCACAGCUGUUGAAAAAGAGCUGACUGAAAGACUGCAGCACACGGAAGCAGAGCUACAGAAAUCCCUGCAGCAGAACUACAAUCAGGAUGUUGCAGUUGAAAAACACACGCUCAAGGAAAAAGUAACUGCUCUUCAAGAGGAGUUAGAACAUACAAAGAAGGAGCUGGCAGCAAACAAGUCUGCAGCAGAAAAGGCACACUUGCAGCAUACAGCUGUGGAGAAAGAGCUGACUGAGAAACUGGAACAUACAGCAACACAGCUGCAAAACCUCAACCAGAAGGUGCCAGAAGAGUUGAGAAAGGCCCAGGAGAAACUAAAGCUGACUGAAGAACAACUCCAGAAGGCCCUGCAGCAGAGCUUGAGCAGGGAUGAGUUGAAAAAGGCCCAGGUGCGAGCAACUCAAGCUGAACUUCAGCUUGCAACCGUUGAGAAAGAACUGACGGAAAAACUGCGCCUUGCUGAAGCACAGAAAGUCAGUGAGAAUGUGGUGGAAGAGUUGGUGAAGGCCCAGAAGCGGGCGACUCAAGCUGAAAUUCAGGUUUUGAACUCCACGUUCCGCUGGUGCCGCUCUGAGCUGGAGGAACAGUACAGGGAGGGGGAGAGGAUGUACAGGUUCUUCACGGAGAGGUGCAUGCUGGGAGAACGAGAGCUGGAGAAGUUCAGCUGUGAUUGGCAGGACUACACCAGCGACAUCCUCAAGCAGAUCACUCAGGUUCAGCUGCUGUACUCCACCAAUGUCCAGAGGCUUCAGUCAGGCCAGCCGCUGUCCAGCCUUCCCCAGCUCAGCCUGGUCAGGCCACAGAUGCCACGACUGCCUGACCUUACUGCAAAUAUGCUGAGCCCACCUGACAGCUACAAGCUCCAUCUUGUCCCACUCUGCCCUAUCGCAAACCAGUCAGUCUCCAGGCCAACCAGCCCUCCACUGCCCAUGCCUACUGGCAACGUAGACUGGUCUUCCUGCAUCCCUCCACCAAAACCCUUGCAGGAGAAAAACUCCACUCCUGAUGGCACCAGUCCCCAAGAAGCAGGGAAUGAAAACCAUCCUCUAAAAUCUGACCAACACGUCAGCUUACCUUCAAACUCUAAAGGCUCAUCAACUGAAAACAGCAACUCUUCAACUCAGGAGAACUCAGCCUUACAGGGCAAGAGAAGUCCUGAAAAUGACGUUCAACCGCCGCCGAAAGCCAGAGUUUCGGAGGACAAGAAGCGUCUUCGUUUGCCGUCUGGGAUGUCGAAAGCUGCCGCUAUCCCUAGCGGUGCAGUACUAGUCUCGAAGAGGAGGAGGCGCACAGAGUCUGGAAGCAGCUGUAGUUCGAAUGUGACUGAGGCAAGUGUGGCAUCUGUGGCUGGCUCCUCUGGUCCACCUGGACUUGUGAAUCUGCAGGAACCAAUGAUGCCCCAUACCACUUCACCUGCCAAAUCUGUGAGCCAAUCACCUGCAGAAAAAUCUCAGCUUGCUCCAAAGUCUGGUGUGGAACUGCCUAAGCCCAGUACAGGGAAUGAAGACUCCCUCCAUCCAGAAACUGGCCAAUCAGCUUCAAACCAAAGUCAAGACAGCCAAUCAACCAACAUAGUGCAUGUGGCCGGCCUUGCCCAAUCAGGACCAGGUUAUCAGAAUGUUACUGGCCUUGCCCAAUCAGCCAGCUACAUGGCACCACAUCCAAUGGGCUUGAUGCCACCAGGAUAUGCAGGACAGCAAGCCUUUAGUGUUCCAAGGCAGGUGCCUCUUGGAGCUGGACUGCAGUUCCAGCCUGACAUCCACAAGUUCUCCUCUACACCUCCAGGUGUCUUCGAGUUUGCUGGUCACCAUCUAACUCCACCAAAUGUCUUACCGAGGGAUCAGGGAGCACACUCCCAGGUGCAACCAGGUGCUAAGGACACAGCUGAAGCACCUUCUUCACUACAACCAAACAAAGAGCAGCUGAAAGCAUCUGCUAGCAUCUCAACGAAAACGUCGGACAAUCAGAAGACAGCCUCCUUUACCCAAGCUGUCAGGCCUAAAUCAACUAUCCCAUCUGACAAGGCCAGGGCACUGGUGCAACAGGCACUCACAGAGGAUGCACUGGACACCCAAAACAAGUACCAGGCCUUGGAUACUGGAAUAGAGGACGCCACAGAAGAGGUUGAUGAAGCCGCACCAGCAGCCAAAGGGGUUGCUGAACAUGGCGGCUCCGAUGAAACGCGGAGGAAAGCGGCGAGUCCCGUCUCACAACUGUCAAAUGUCCAGCAGCUCAGCAAGUUCCCUGAGAUAGAGGACAACAACAAUAGCAACAAUGAAGAUGAGUGGCAGAUGCAGCUGAGUAAGAAGAAGAGAAAAGUGCUUGCAGCAGUGAAGGAGUCGGAGGCUCCACAGACGAGCGGCAAAGCUGCCGCCAAGCAGAAACUACUGGACAGACUUCAGGCAGACCUCCCAGGCUACUCAAGGGAACAGUUGCUGAGCGCGGCUGCUGCAGUACGGCGUGCGAGGCAUGGCACCCUCAGCAGCCUGCCGUUCUGCAUCAUCAGCGGAAUGGUGAAGGCAGAGCUGUACAAAAGUCAGCUGCCUGCCCAGGUGGAAACAUCAAAUCAGCCCAGCUCACAAACCCCACCUAGCAGCCAGCUCCAAACUGCACCAAGCAACCAACCUGGGACUCGAGCCAACAACCUGGUCCAAGCCACACCGAGCAACCAACCUGGGAGUCCAGCCAGUGACCAAGCUGCUAAAGCCCCACUGAGCACAGAGGCUCAGUGCACAGGCACUACCCAGUCCUUUGAAGCUGGUAGUAGUGCCAACCAGGUUAUUGAAGCGACUGAAGGAAACCUGCAGCUUGCCAGGAGCCUGCUUCAGUUAAAGUACAAGACGGAGAUGUGCUCUAACUUCCGCAGCAGCGGCACCUGUCGCUUUGGCGACAAGUGUCUGUACGCGCACGGGGAAUGGGAGCUGCGCCGCACUCCCAAGCUGACACCCUGUCCAGCUAUGCAGCAGAAGGGACACUGCCCACAUGGUGACAGCUGUAUCUUUGCACAUUCCAAGAAUGAUCUGAAAGCACCUGCCAGGACACCUGAGCAGGUGAAACCUGUCGCAGCUGUGAGGAGGACGUCCCCGACAGCUCGCAUGCGUCUGGUGGACCUGAAGAAGAAGAAAGAGCAGACAGAGGACAGACUUGACAAAAAGAGGCCUCUCUGGCAAACUGUAGAGACAAAGCAACGGUCACAGUCCCUAGAGGCCGACGUCUGUGCCAUCUGUGUGGACGACCUAUAUGACCUGAUGGGGUCGUGUGUCCGCACGCUGGACUGCGGGCAUCGCUUCCACGAUUCCUGCGUCUCGCGCUGGCUGCUGAAGGAAGAGCGGACGUGCCCCUGCUGUAGGCAGCUCGCCUUGCUUCCCGAAGAGUUCCCGCGCUUGAAAUAGUCCAAAUGCUAAGUGUUAGACAGUUGGAUUAUUGAAACUAUUCAAGCUGCUCAAGACCAGAAUUUAUGCAUCAAAAGACAAGCUUCAGAAAUCCCUAUAAAACGUUGAAUACUGUAUUACGCACACUCAGGAAAGCUCGUUUGAAAGAUUUGGAAUGAAUAGAGAAAGCAAAACUAGAAUUUGUUCCAGGUUUACAUUUUCAAAGUAUUGAACCUUGGACCUUGAAGAAUUGGAACUUGGACCUUGUAGAAUUGUUAGUACUGUGAAGCAAUACAAAUAUGGUGCAAAAAUGCUACUGAAGUGCCUGACUUGGAAAAAGAUAGAAGUACAAUGUACAUGUAGUCAUUGAUUAGUUAUUACUGCAAAGAUGAUAUGUGCAGGGAAGCUGUCAAGUGAUGAUAUUUUUGUACUUAAUUAUUGUCUUUCUGCACAUUUUCCUUCAGAGAUGAGCUAGGGACCAAACUAUGGAAUUCUACCAUGCAAUGAAUAUUAUUCAGAAAUGCUUCCUUUUGUGUAUGAAUCUAUGUAUACUAAACAUUGAGAACUUAAUGGAUAGAAACAUUUGUCAACAGCAAUGGGAGGGCCAGCAAUUUCUAGAACACUAUAAUGAUGGAAGAAUUAUUUAGCUUUAGAUGCACACUAAGUUACAGAACAUGACAAAAAUUGUCCCAAUUUGUAUUUUGUAAUACCUAAAUUGUUCCCAUUGAAUUAUAAUAUUUAAAAAAAUGUAGUGUAUCAUUUGUUAUUGUAGGUUAUAGAGUUGAUGGUCUAGCAUUUCUGUUUCUGUUCAUUCAAAUCUUUUGAUAAACUUCAGUUACUGCUGUGGCAUGCCUAAUAUGUUGAACUUGAGUGGUAAUGUCUUACUGAAUGUUUAUACUAUUUAUAUCAGAUAUUGGAAGGUACAGACUACAGAUUUAAGUAGUUUUGUAUCUGGUACGGUUUGGUGGUCAACCAAUCCAAAGAACUGAUGACUUUGUACAAGCACCAUGUUGCAUUUGGUACAAGGCAAAAGUCACAAGUGUUGUAGAAAGCAUAACUAGGAAAUGUUUUUGUAUGUUCUGUUUUGCUUUUGUAUGUUUAUAAAAGACCAGUUAUUUCA